Molecule: messenger RNA, 1120 nt
Organism: Cuscuta europaea
Lineage: Eukaryota; Viridiplantae; Streptophyta; Magnoliopsida; Solanales; Convolvulaceae
Source: the annotation of a GenBank genome assembly
AAUCGAACUGUUUAUAAGAUUUAGGAACCGAACAUUAUCCCCUAAGGCCUAUUGCUAGGAACCGAACUAAAUGGUAAUUUCGAACUAAAUGAAACUAUUUUCAUAAUAAAAAAUACUUGUUUGUGAUUAACUACAAAUUCUCGUUUUGGCUGAUUAACUUUUUCAAGUAAAAAGAAAAAACAAAUGCUUCAAUACUUGGAUAUUACUUAAAAUUGAAAAUUAGUCUUUGAAAUCAAUGAAGGAGGUGCUCUAACAUAAGUUCAUGCGCGAAUUGGGCCACUUUUCUAUGCUUAAACCUCUCACGUUUUGAAGAAGCAGGAGGUUACUUUUGCAGAUUUCGGACAACUAGCUCUGCCAAAAUGUCACAAAUGCGAUUCUUCCUUGUUGCGCUGCUUCUUGCUUACCCAGAUCUGUUUUUACCAGGAGUGGACUCAUCGACGAAAUUGAUGUUCACGAACAAGUGCGAACAAACGAUUUGGCCGGGCAUUUUGUCGAACGCCGGUGUUGCACCGCUGGAUACCACCGGAUUUUCGUUGGAGAGGGGCGAAUCCAAGACGAUCAGUGCUCCGUCGAGCUGGGGAGGUCGUUUAUGGGGUAGGACCCAAUGCACCGAAGAUUCCGCCGGGCAAUUCAGCUGCGUCACAGGCGAUUGCGGGUCUGGGAAGGAGGAAUGCGCCGGCGGAAACGCCGCUCCCCCGGCUACGCUGGCGGAGUUCACCCUAGAUGGCAGCGGAGGGAUGGACUUCUAUGACGUCAGCCUAGUGGACGGGUACAACCUGCCGAUGCUGGUGGCCCCGCAGGGCGGAUCUGGAGUGAACUGCACGGCGACGGGAUGUCGGGUGGAUGUGAACGGACUCUGCCCGUCGGCGCUGAAGGUGACGAGCUCGGAGGGAGAUAUGGUGGCGUGCAAGAGCGCGUGUGAGGCUUUCGGCGACCCGGAGUACUGUUGCAGCGGCGCGUUCGGCACACCCGACGCUUGCAAGCCGUCGAGUUACUCGAUGAUGUUCAAAGGAGCUUGCCCGAGCGCGUACAGUUACGCGUACGACGAUAAGACCAGCACCUUCACCUGUUCCGGCGCGCCCGAUUAUGUUAUUACCUUCUGUCCAUCUCCCAACACCAG